This is a messenger RNA of Hippoglossus stenolepis (Pacific halibut), 2231 nucleotides long. RefSeq names its product tetratricopeptide repeat protein 16. Gene Ontology annotation, molecular function: protein binding. NCBI's taxonomy places the organism in Eukaryota, Metazoa, Chordata, Actinopteri, Pleuronectiformes, Pleuronectidae. The transcript has 12 exons. Bases 86 to 1882 code for a protein of 598 amino acids. The record is from RefSeq and is a predicted model, not a curated record.
CCAACAUGACGCAGAAACUUUAAAGUGUCAACGAAGUAGAAAAGUGAAAAGUAAAACAGCUUGAAUCAGCGAUUUGAAGGACAGGAUGGAGCGUGAGGAGAGAAAAGAUGAGACGCAGCGAGCAGAGGAGCAGGGUCUGUUUCCCUCUGUGUCUCAGGAGGAGCCGGACGAGGCUCGGACGAAAAACUCUCUCCUUGAAACGUUUCUGUCUCCAGGAGAGAAACUCCGUCACAGCAUGGAGCUGACGGGGAGAUUCAUCAUCCAGAGCAGAGCUGCAGAGCAUUACUCAAAAGGAGAAGAGGCCAUGAGGAAGCGUCAGUACGAGAAGGCUGUGGUCUGCUUCUCUAAAGCCGUCACUCUGCAGCCGGAGCAGACUCAGCUGUUUGUGGCUCAGGCGGAGUCGUACCUGCAGCUCUGUGACUUCCAGUCGUCAGCAGCCUGCUUUAAAAGGGCCGAGCUCCUGGAGCCCGGAGCUUUCAGCAGCCGCUUGGCUUUCGUCUACUAUCUCCAGGGUCAGUGUCUGUUCGACCGAGCUCUUUUCCCAGAAGCUCUGGAGUCGUUCAGUCGAGCUGCUGAGCUGAAGCCCGGCUGCAGAGUCUACGCUGCGAGACGUCUGGCCUGUCUGGCAGCUGCAGGUCGUCACGGUAACUGUCUGAAGCUGGUCAACGAUUGGAUGACAUCAGACGGCCCGACCUCUGACCUUCACGUCCUCAGAGCCCGACUGCACAGACGACUCCAUCAGACGUCUCAGUGUCAUCGGGACGUGAAGUCGGCGCUGGCGUUGAACCCGACGUGUCCGGAGGCCACAGCUCUGCUGCUGCAGCUGCAGGACGCUGGAGAACGGGCCAGACUUCAGGCCGUGGAGCGAGCCGUGAGCGGGCGGCUGCCUGAAGCCCUCUGCAGGAUCAACGUGGCUCUGGAGAACUGUCCACAGGACGCACGCCUCCACCUGUUCAGGGGGAUUCUCUACCGACGUCUGAAAGACUUCACCGCCGCCAUCGAGGAUCUGGUUCAGGCUGUGGAGCUGAGCGAGGAGGAGGCUGGGGUCAAAGGUCAGGUGGAGGUCAGACACAGGCAGGACGAGCGCGGCUCUUUGGAAGCGGAGGCGGAGUUUCAGCUGGUUCUCACCUACAAUGACUUUGCGGUUCAGUGUUUCAGCCGAGGUCUGUACGCUGAAGCUGCUCUGCUCCUCAACAAGGCCAUCGAGGAGGAGAAGGAGGAGGCAGGACUGUACCUGAACCGAGGAGACUGUUUCUUCAAACAGGGUGAGUGGUGUUAUGCUCUGUCCGACUACCAGCAGGCCGAGGAAAUGAUGCGACCGGACGACCCGGCUCUCCGGCUGCGCCUCGCUGUCCUACACAGCACUUUGGGUUCUCUCUACUUCCAGGGCGGGCGUUUCCAGGAGGCGGUGGACAUGUUGUCUCUGUCCGUCCAGUACGACCCCUCAGCUGCUCAGUCCUACGAGAACAGAGCCAAGGCCCUCAGGAAGCUCCGGCAGCUGGACGGGGCCCGACAGGACGUGGUCCGCACGCUGAUCCUGGAUCCAACCAACGAGGAGCUGCCUCCGAUGCUCAUGAGUCUGUUCCCUGGACGCUGUGUCUCUGAUGUUUUGUCGAGUCCUGCAGGACAGCAGGUCAGAGGUCAGCUGACAGACGCCAUCCAGGCCUGCGGCUGCGUCUCUGAGACACAAAGACGCAGCGAGAAGCUCCGACAGACGACUCUGACCAAUGAGACCACAGCGAUUCGGUCAGGUGACUCAUCAGGAGGAGGAGGUGAGAGGAGGUCGAGUGUGAACCAACAGGAGGCGGAGUUAACUGUGAGGAGCCUCCUGCAAGGGCUGAUGGGAAAAACUUCAUCAUCAUCAUCAUCAUCAUGUUCUUAACCACUAAAAUGAGGAAAAACUACCACAACAAACAACAACAUAGAAAACCACAGCUGUGUUUCUUUAAGACUUUCACUUUAUUUAAAAUAUAAAAGACAUCCUGACAAAUUUGUAAAAGCUUCAUAAAGAAGAACAUUUUAAAAAUAAAAUAAAAAUGAAAUAAUUUGAAAAAGUGAUGUGAUGUUAAAAACCUGGAAGAAGCAGUUCUAGCCUGAGUCCAGUAGAGGGCGGCAGAGACACAGUGGUUUGUGGGGACGUUCCACUGUGUUUGAUUUUUAUCAUCUAAGAUCAAAAGUUUGGUUCUUAUCGUCAUAUUGUAUAAAAAUAAAAAUUCAGGAUUUAAAAUUGA